Molecule: messenger RNA, 5086 nt
Organism: Schistosoma margrebowiei
Lineage: Eukaryota; Metazoa; Platyhelminthes; Trematoda; Strigeidida; Schistosomatidae
Source: the annotation of a GenBank genome assembly
CAAAUUUAUACUAAUUUAAGUAAUAUACAAUUAAAUGAAACAAUAUUAUGGUUAAAUAUAAUAGAAAUAGAAAUUGAUAAAAUUAUUCAACGAAUUAAUGAAUUAAUACAAUUAAUGAUUAAUCAUAAUCAAAUACAAAAUAAUUAUUUAAAUAAAUUAAUGAAAUAUCAAGAAUUACAAAUAUUUUUAAUAAAUUAUCAAACGAAUCAAAUAUAUCGUAUUAGUAAUGGGACUAAAUUAGCUAUAAAUGAAUUAGAUAUAGCAUUAAAAAAAGCAAAUACAUUAGUCGAUACUGUUAAAACAACAACAAGUCUAACAACCUUACAAUCCUUUAAUAAACAAUCAUAUAAUUUAACUGAACAAUUAUCCCAAUUAGAACAAUUACAUCUUAAUCCAGAACAAUUGAAUCGAAUUGAAACAUUAAAUACUCUUGUUAAUCAAUUAAAUCAAAUACAAUUACCUAAUUCAAAACAAUUUUCUAUCCCAUUAGAAUUAUAUACAAAUAUUAUUGAACCAAUAGAAUAUGAAUCACAAACUAUUCUACAUAAAUUAAUAUCAUCGAAUCAAUUAAAUCAUACUUAUUUAGCUUAUAAUACAUAUCAAUUAAUAAUAGAUAAUAUAAAAUUAGCUGAGUUAGCAACUAAUGAAGCAGAGAAUGCAUUUUUAAAUAGUACUACAACAAUAGAUGGUCAACAAAUUACAUGGCAAAAUCGUUUACAAUUAAUUAUUAAUAAACAUGAUUCUAUGAUAAAUAUAUUAAAUAAUCAAUCAAUUAUUUAUAAUUCACAUAAUGAAACAUUAAAUUUAAUUGAUAAACAAUUAGAAACUACUGAAAAUGAUUUAAGUAUAUUAAAUCAAAUUGCUUUAAAUAAUUUAAAAUUAACUAAAAAUAUAGUUAAUAAAGUUGAUUCAAUACAACACUUUUUGAAAGAUACAAAACCCCUGAUUCAAAAUGCCUCAGAUAAAUUACAAGUACAGUUAGGACGUUAUAAUGAAUUACAUGAUCGUUUACAAGAUAUGGAGAAUCGAUUUUCCCAAAUACAAGGAACAGCUAAAACUUUAGUUGAUCGAGCAAAUAUUACUCAAUCAUAUUUAAUUAAAUCAAUUGAUGAAGUUGAACAUGUUGCUAGACAAUUAGAUUCAAAAUUAUUAAAUUUACGACGAUUAGCUGAUGAAGCACGUUCAAUACUUGAUGUAAAUUAUGGAUCAUUAUCUCAUGAUCCAGUACCUUUACAAUUAGGUCAAGAUUGUGUAUACACAUUGGUUCCAUAUAGUCUAACAAAAUCUCGAGUGUUUGAUAUUGAAUUUUGGUUUAAUUUAAAUAAUUUACCAACUUUAUCGAGUAUAAGUAGUGUAUUAAUGGUUGGACGUAGAGCUUUUGAAGGACAUACACAAAUGUUUGCAUUCACUGUUGAAGCACCUGAUGCUAGACUACGUUUUUCAUGGAAUACUCCAAAUGGAAUCCUAGAAUUAGGUCCAAUUGCUAAAAAUACUUGGUAUCAUACACGUGUUACAUCAGUUGGUGGUGAGACAAGAAUGAUACUUAUGGAACGAGCAUUUCAAGAUCAUGGUGAUGUAUUUCCCGAGAUGAAACAAACUGCUACAACAAAUGGAACACUUGAUCAAGAAGCAAAUCUUAUUAUGGAUAGACAAAUGGAAUUACGUAUUGGAGGAGUUAUGCAACCUAGUAGUCGUUUAAGUAACCCGGAAGCAUGGGGUGAUAAUGGUGCUGAGGAAUUCUGGUCACGACUUAUGUCAAUGGAAUCAAUUAAAUUUUGCAUGUUCAAUUUAAGAUUAAGUGGGACACCUAUUAGUAUUGCUAAUUUUGCUGAUGCUAAUCCUGAAUGUUCUAAACCAAAAGAAUAUCAGUGUCAGUUACCUGGUAAAAAUCGUCAAUUUGUUCGAAAUGGUUAUAUAUGGGAUAGACAAGGUGAAUUAGAUAAAUUAACUAAUUUAGAACGUCCAUCACAAUUAAUUGAUCCAUCUUUAUCAUUAACUAGAAUGUUUUUCUAUGAUUUUAAUGGUGCCGGUGGUUAUGCACGUUUAAAAUCGAUUAAUAAUUUAGAUUUUUGUAAAGAUCAAUUCGAUUUUCAAUUAACACCAUUAAAAGAAUAUCAACGAUCUAAUAUGACAGUGAUGACAUUUAUAAAUUAUGAUAAAGAUUAUGGUAUAACAAUUGAAUUAAUUAAUGGUCGACCUGAAGCUAAUUAUUGGUCUGGUCGUGAAUUAUAUCGAUUAGAUGAUACUAAACAACGUGAUGAUAUGGAAAUAAUAAGACGACGUCGUUUUAAAACAUUCAAUUUUAAACCACGUUGGAGACGUCAAUCCACUAGUUCCAGUGGUAGUGGUUAUCAUGAUGAAGAUAGAAGACGAUUAAAUUUAAAUAUUUUAGAUCCAUCUAUGCGUAUAUUACGAUUGGAUAGUUUCAUGACAACUGAUUGUAAUGAUGAUAUGAUAUUAUUUUUAGGUGGUAUACCACCUAGUCAUUAUGAAUUACGUAAACGAAUGCAAAAUCUCGGUUUUUCAUUAACUCCAUUUGCCGGUCGUAUUGGUUUUACAAAUGGUAAACUAAGUCAAUCUGGUGAAGUCUAUUUAGCUGAUUAUGCAAUUAAUUCAGUGAAUCAAUUUGGUGAUACACAGUUUACUGAUUCUAGACAACUUGGUGAAAUUCGAGUUAUUGAAAAUACAAGUCCAAAUUAUCAAUAUUGUUUACAAUUAAAACCGCAUCAUUUAUAUAUGGCAUCAGAAUUAAAAGAACCACAAAGAUAUUCACCAUUUGAACCAGGAAUCAGUAUGACAAUACGUUUUAAUCCAUUAAUUACACAAUCUGGUGAUAUGGAUUUAUUAAUUAUUCAACCUGGACAUGCAGAAUGGAUACGUAUAUUCCUUACAGAAGAUCAUCGUUUAGGUAUUGUUCUACCGGGUGUCAGUAAAACAUUAUACACUAGAACAUCUUUAACAUCACGUGCUAUGAAUGAUCCAUAUACAAAUUUAUUAAAUUUAGAAUUAACAGAAUAUUUGAAUUUAACAAAAGUUUUACCAGUUUGGAAUAAUUUAAAGAAACAAAUUUCAACUGUAACAUCAAGCACGUCGUCGUCGUCGUCCUCGUCAUCAUCAUCAUCAUCACCAUCGUCGUCGUCAUCAUCAUCUUCGACAACACCAAUAAAUUCAGAUACAAUUAAAAAAAAAUUCUUCGAUUCAAAACAAGCUGAAAUUGAAGUUGUUGUUACAUUAUAUUUUGGUAAAAUUGAUACAGAACAAUUAACUGUAUUAUUUGAUCAACAUAUUGUACAAACAUGGACUAUACCAAAACAACCAGAUAAUAAAACUAUUCGACAAAUAUAUAUUGGACCACAAUUCAUGCCAGCUUAUCCUAUUACUAUACAAUAUUUAAUAAUUGGGAAACACCUAGUGGAUUUCGCAACUGAAUUAGUAAGUAAAGAUAAUCCAUACGGUAGUCAAGUUGGAAUAUGUGGUGGACAAUUAUAUCCACGAUUUACAGAACGUCGAGGUUUAGCUGGACUAUUGACAAGUAAAUUACAAGGACUUGAAUUAACAGCACCACCAAGUGGACGACAAUUAAUAUUUACACCAUUCAAUGAAUUAAUGUCUAAACAAAUUAUUCCAGGAGUAAGUUAUGAUGAACAAUUGGUUUUAGAAAAUAUACGUACUGGUGACGGAAAAAUUCGUAAAAAGAAUGAUUGUACAGAAAAUGCUGAAAAUACUGCAUGGUUUGAUCAGUAUCCAGAUUCAUAUUGGGAAAUUGGUAAUAUUGGUACAAUUAUUGAACAACAAAAUACACCAUUUGAAUUUACUAUUGGAUUUCGAGCACAAUUAGCUAAUACUGCUAUCAAUGGUGAACAUUUAACAUUAUCUAAUUUAGAUGAAAUUGAUGAAGAUGUAUAUAGUUUAUUAGUUACAUUUAAUUUUGGUCCAGAUGAUGGUAAUAUUUAUGUGAUAUUAUCUAAUAAUCAAAUAUUUAUAUAUGCUGAUAAAAAAAAUCUAUUAUGGUCUAGUCCAUUAAUUACAAUAACAGAUACAACAUGGCAUCGUUUAAAGUUAAUAUUUCAUUCACCGAAUUCAAUAAAAGAACAAAAUGGUCCUGAUGUAGAACAUGGAUUACAAUUGUUAUUUGAUCAUCGUCAUUUUUGGCUUCCACCUAUUGAAAUAUAUAAUUUACCAUCGGUUGUAUUUAUUGGAGGAUUACCUAGGGUACUCAAUUUACAAUUACAAGCAAAUGGGCAACCUUCGAAUAUUUAUGGUUUAUUCGGAUGUGUUGAUGAAUUAACAAUGAAUAAUGUGAGUAUGUCUUUAAGAACUAGCAAUCGUCCAGUUUGUUAUGAUUGUUUCAGUUUAAAUCCAACAAUUGUUCAUAUUCCAGAAAAUAUUGAUGAAUAUUUGAAGUAUAGUUUGAUAAAAUUACAUAUACCAGAUAUGUUCACUCAAUCAGGACAUGAUAAGUUAACAUUUGAUUUUAGUUUCUUUUAUGAUCGUAAUACUAUAAAACAAGCUAGUUUAUUUGUAUUAACAUUUGGUGGAACAAUUGAUUUACCAUCGGAAGAAAUUCAUUUAUGGUUAUUCCUUUCAAAUAAUGAAGUUAAAAUGGGUUAUAUCACAGAAUCCAAUAAUGAAUUAGAAUUAAAUCAUGAAGUGAAUUUAGCUAAUAUUGGACAUAAUCAAAAUAUAUGGCAUUAUAUUAAAUUACAUAUAACAUUUAUUAAUCAUAAUUUAUUAUUUCAAUUAAAAUCUCAAACAUCUAUUAGUGAUACAUUAGCACCAUUUAUAAAAGCUAAUCGACUUAUAUCAAUACAUCUUGGACGUAAUACAUUUUUAACAUCUGAUAAAAUGAAACAAUCUGUUUAUAAUUAUCAUGGUGAAAUGUUUAAAGGUUGUCUACGUAGUCUUCAUUUAUCCACAUCAACAGAAAUACGUAAUAUUAAUUUACCAGAAGAUUUACCUGGUUUCUUAUAUGGAUUAUGUCAUACUUCAUUAGUUUGGUAACAAUAACAAAAAUACUGUUCAACACAAUUCAGUAAUAUUUGAUUAUGUAAUCAUUAGUUAUCGUAAUAUAUCCCUCUUUUUUUUU